GUUCCCACGUCUUCCUUGCUACAUAGCUGCCCUGCGCCUUGCGUAUUCUUACCUUAAUUGGAGAGCCUUUGUGGUCGAUCAAAUUCGGAGGCGGAGCAGCGAGCCCAACAACUGCUCGACGACGGAAUGCCCCAGCCUGAGCGAGACCGAGGUAACGGCGGGGGCGGGAUGAUCGUCCGUGUCCGCAGCCGUGAUGGACUCGAGCGUGUCACCAUUCCAGACCCAAAUUCCGCCACCGUCGGUACCCUCAAAAACCUAAUCCAAUCCCAUCUCGGGGUCCCCAUUCCCUCCCAGAUCCUCUCCCGCGACCGCAACCUCCUCAUCGCCAAGUCCCCGGACGAGGCCGCCUCCCUCUCCGACCUCACAAAUCCCUUCACCCCGCUCGCCGCUCUCGGCAUCUCUCAUGGUUCGUUCGUAUUCCUUUCUUAUGAUGGAAUGCGAAGCGUUCCCGGUCCUGUUGGUGCGGCCACCGUAACCCCGGCCGGAUCCUUUGGCCGUAAGAUGACCAUGGACGAUUUGAUCGCCCGUCAGAUGCGCGUAUCUCGCCAGGAGAACCCACACUGCGAAUCGGCCUCGUUUGACCGCGAUGCCGCCCAUGUAUUCCAGCUCUACGUCAACGAGACCCUUGCAUUCGCCAUCAAGCGCGGUGGCUUCAUGUAUGGCAGCAUCGGUGAGGGAGGUGCAGUCGAGGUCGACUUCAUCUACGAGCCACCGCAGGCGGGCACGGAGGAUGCCCUUACACUUUUGAGGGAUCCGGAAGAGGAGAAGCUCGUGGAAGCGAUUGCGAUGGGACUGGGGAUGAGAAGGGUGGGGUUUGUGUUCACACAAGCCGUGGGGAGGGAGGGGAAGGGAGAAUACACCAUGUCAAGAAGGGAGAUUCUUCAGGCCGCGGAACUGCGGGCCGAGGGUGGCGUCGCGGAGUGGGUGACUGCCGUGGUGAAACUCGAAGUUAACGAGGACGGGGCGGCGGAUGUGCAUUUUGAGGCGUUUCAGCUAAGUGAUAUAUGUGUUAAGCUUUUUACGGAGGGGUGGUUUGAUACGGAAGCCAUUGAUGGCGAUCCGAAGGUGUCUAAGAUGAAGAAGGAUGUUGUAGUUGGGACUAAGGACCUCAGAGAAGUGGAUAAUGACUUCUUCUUGGUGCCGGUGAAGAUCUCAGAUCACAAGGUUUUGACACCAGCUGCACUGAAUUUAUGUGAUUUGGCAUUUUUACAGAUGGCCAUUCAAGCGUUUCUUAAAGAUCUCUAG
Messenger RNA from Phalaenopsis equestris, 1245 nucleotides. Its product is annotated as NPL4-like protein 2. Gene Ontology annotation, biological process: ubiquitin-dependent protein catabolic process. Gene Ontology annotation, molecular function: ubiquitin binding; ubiquitin protein ligase binding. The record is from RefSeq and is a predicted model, not a curated record. Lineage: Eukaryota; Viridiplantae; Streptophyta; Magnoliopsida; Asparagales; Orchidaceae. Gene Ontology annotation, cellular component: nucleus. The coding region runs from base 127 to 1245 and encodes 372 amino acids. The transcript is spliced from 3 exons.